AUGAAGCUUCGAUACAAGGCGCCCUCAGGCGGGGGCAGCAUCGAGGUCGACGAUGCCGCGACCGUCGCGCAGCUGCUCGAAACCCUCAAGUCCACCACGGGCUUCGCUGACGUCACGGUCAAGUACAGCUGGCCGCCGCAAGCCGACCACGGGUUGAUGAAGAGGGGGCAUGGUAAAGGGCGAUAUAUUAAGGUCAUCUCUGGACUGGACGGUCAAGGUCUUGACGUGCCCGUCAUUCGGAAACCCAAAGGACGUAUGAUUAUCCAGAGCCGCAAACGACAUCUGUCGAGGCGGUCCGGGGAGCUUCGGAGAUAUGUGUUAGCCGCCGUAUUGAUGGCUCGCGGAUGCCACGCCGCCGACGACGGCCCCAAGAACCCCCUCAACUGCCUACACGUCAGCUGCAAGCGACAUUCCGGCAAGGGGUUCACUCGUCUGGAAAAUCUUGACGAGCACCUCCGACGAGUCCAUCCUAGCAGUCCGGAUAGCGUUGCAGCUCUCGACGAUAAGCCCCAGGUUACGAAUGUCGGCCUCGGUUUGAGCUCGCUCGUUGGCGAAAAGCGCAAGGCGGACCUCUGCGACGAGGUCAAGCGCCUCCGGGCUGAGCACGGCGGCUUGCGCGGCCAAGUACACAAGCAGCGCGACGAGAGGAUAUGUCCGGUGCUCGUUACCCACCGACGAUCCCUCCCGGAGUCGAUCCCAACGCGAGAGAUGCGUUGGGCAUGA
Messenger RNA from Anthostomella pinea, 723 nucleotides. NCBI's taxonomy places the organism in Eukaryota, Fungi, Ascomycota, Sordariomycetes, Xylariales, Xylariaceae. The record is from the annotation of a GenBank genome assembly.